AUGGACUCAGAUUUAUUUGAUGAACACAGUGAUUGCUCUAGUGAACUAUCAGAAACGCGAUCAGAACUCGAAGCUCGAAUCUAUGGAAUUAUCCACCAUAACGAUUUUUCAGGGACGUCAGAGUCACCAUUCAUUGAUCCAAAGUAUGGUGUAGAAUUCAAUACCAAUGGCGAAAUUGUUGUGUUUCUCAAAGAUCCAGCCGAUGUAGUUAUCGACUCCACCGUUAAUCUAUCCGAGGUGUGUAAAAAUAGUGUUAUACCAACAAUUGUUUUAGAUGAUGACGACAUUGAAACUUCUCAAGGUAUCACUAGUAUAAUAGUUGAUAGCGAAUUUACUGAAACAAGUUUAAAAAAAAAGAAGAAAAAAAAGAAGAAGAAAAAUAUAAAUAAUGAAAGUAUUGAAGAGUAUAUUAAUAUUAUUAAAAGUACUGAUGCGUUGAAAGAAUAUAAAGAGAAAAGUGGGUUAAAUAAAAUGAAUACUAAAACUAGUAGUGCACAUAAAGUUUCUCUAAACGUAUCUUUAAAUAAUGAACGAGCAACGCCAAUGACCGCUAAUGAAAUUUUGAAACAAUAUCGUAUUGGAAAACCAACUGAAUGUAGUUUGUGGUAUAGAUGCCCAAAGACAUGGACUCCAGAUAUGGUUAAAUUUUAUACUAAAAUUCAAAAGUCAAAACGAAAUUAUGACUGUAGAGAAGAACUUAACAAAAUUAAAGAAAAAUAUGGUUCGAAUCCAGUUGAUUGGUCUUUGGAUCCCUUGGAUGUAAAUAAAUAUAAUUCAAAUACACCUAGAAUGAGAUGUAAUAUUUGUAGACAAUUCGGUCAUACUGGUUAUAAUUGCAAGGAUCAAUAUAAACCUCCAAUUUGUAUUAUGUGUGGAGUGGAAGGACAUCAUUUUCAUAGCUGUAAUAAAAAAAUAUGUUUAUCGUGUGGUACUUGGCAAAAAAAUUUUACAAAUAAUUGUAGUAUCUGUUUAUCAAUGAUCAGAGUCAAAUGUAAUAUAUGUAAUGAUGUUGGUCAUGAAUCAAGUUAUUGCACAGAAACCUGGCGUCAAUUUCAUAGUACUAUUUCUACUGCACCAGAACCUGAAAGUAACGAAUUUGCUCAAUCUACUUCUAGAUCAAAUACUGAGUCAAGGCAAUCUACUACAAGGAAGUCUGAAUCUUCAUCGACAUCAACUCCGAAUGUCAAAGAGAAAAUUAAAAAUAGUCCAAAAUCUGUUGAUUCUGGUAAAACUAAAAAAGCAAAACGAUUGCAAGCCAAGGCAAAACAUUCAAAAAAUAAAAAUAAAAGUAAUCUCACAAUUUCUGAUAACGAAUCCAUAAAUAUUGAUGUUAAUAUACAAGAUGUUACAUUACAACGCACUCUUACAAAAAGAAAUUUUUUCAAGAAAAAAAAAUUAAGUGUCAACAGUUAA
Molecule: messenger RNA, 1413 nt
Organism: Macrosiphum euphorbiae (potato aphid)
Lineage: Eukaryota; Metazoa; Arthropoda; Insecta; Hemiptera; Aphididae
Source: the annotation of a GenBank genome assembly